This is a messenger RNA of Adineta steineri, 1116 nucleotides long. Lineage: Eukaryota; Metazoa; Rotifera; Eurotatoria; Adinetida; Adinetidae. The record is from the annotation of a GenBank genome assembly.
AUGUUAACAACAAAUACAACAUUCAAUCUUCCAUUGUUAAUUAAAACUAAACCAUCAACAAAAAAACAAAAUUUAUCUGAAUGUCGAAUAUGUGGCGCCCCUGCUCAAUACGCAAAUUUUGGCGUUAUUUCAUGUCAUUCAUGUAAAGUGUUUUUUAAACGAAAUGCUAAUACUAAACAAACAGCAUUUAAAUGUAAUUUUAAUGGCUAUUGUGAGAUCAGACGAGAUGAUCAUCAUAUGUGUACAUCAUGUCGACUUAAGAAAUGUUUUCAAUAUGGAAUGACUACUGACAAAUUUCGACCAUCAAGACCGACUAAAUUAAAAACAAAAUCAUUAGUUAAAUUAUCAAUAUUAAAUUCUUUAAAACCCGAUCAUUCAUUAUUGACUACGAGUCAAUGGACACUUCUCUCAAAUUUAUAUAAUGGCUUUGAUGAAUCUCAACUUUUAUUAUUUGGUAAAUCUUUGGCAGAUACACAUAAUUCUUUACAACCAAUGAAUGUGACAUAUCAAAGGCUUGUAGAAAAUUAUUUAUUAUCUAUUUAUGAAACAACAGGAAGAUAUCUUUGUUUGAAUGAUGAUAUUUGUAAAUUAUCAUUUAAUGAUCGUUCCAUCUUACUUCCUACUGCUGCAGAUAAUAUGUCUAGCAUGGCUUCUAUAUUUAUUAUACAUCACUUUGAUUUAUGUAGUCUAGAAUCUUUUUUGAAAAUUAUGUCAACAAUGUAUGACAAUCAUGCAAUCUCUCUUUCUCUAUGGACAAUGAAAUUUAUUAAUCCAGAUAUUAUAAUAUUUAAAUUAGCACUUUCAUUAUUUGCUUUAUCAAAAACUACUUAUUUAUAUUCUCCAAAUAUUCCAAUAGAUUCAACAAAUUCUUCUACAAUAUUUCAUAUUCAAAAUAAAUAUGCUGAAGUUACAUGGAAAUAUCUUAAUUAUAGAUAUGGUUGGUAUGAAGCUGUUAAACAUUUUCAUAGCAUCAUAUAUUGGCUUAUAGCUUUGACAAUGCUUAUGGACGAUGUACAAAAUUUUAGUAGACAUGUUGAUAGUGUUGAUUCACUUGUUGAAUUAACUGAACUUACAUUUAUAUUAGAUGAUGUUGAGGAAAUAAUCGAUACAAAAUAG